Molecule: messenger RNA, 1210 nt
Organism: Misgurnus anguillicaudatus (oriental weatherfish)
Lineage: Eukaryota; Metazoa; Chordata; Actinopteri; Cypriniformes; Cobitidae
Source: RefSeq, a predicted model, not a curated record
UAAUAAAUGGAAGUGGUCUCUGGGUGAUCCUGUGAAAUAUGCAAACUGGUAUAAUGGAGACUCAAAUGGUUCAGAUCAUUGUGCUUUUAUGAGAGAUGGAUCAUGGCAUCAUCAUGGGGCUGUAAUAUGAACAUGAGAUUCAUCUGCUACAAUGAGAGCAGUGAAGGAUUCAUCAUUGAUGGUUCUUCAGUAUCAUGGAAAGAAGCUCAGACCUUCUGCAGAGAGCAUCAUACUGAUCUGACCAGUGUGAGCAAUCAGACUGAGAAUCAACAGAUUGAGAAGAUCCUAAAUAACACAAACAUAUCUGAAGUCUGGAUUUGUCUGUUCAAUGACUCAUGGGAGUGGUCAGAUAACAGUGAAUCUGGAUUCAGAUACUGGGUGCCUGGUCAACUUGAUAAUUAUGAUGGUAUUGAAGAUUGUACAAAGGUUAAAAUAAAUAAGCAGGGUCAGUGGAAUGACUUGAGAUGCAAUGCCUCUCUGACCUUUGUGUGUCAUGAAGGUGAGUAAUAAAAGUCAAUGAGUAGGUUUACAUGCACAGAAUAAGCGGAUAACUAUCAAAAAUCUGCUUAUUACAGAAAACUGUUUUCAUGCAUUUACAUGCACAUCAAUAAGCCGGCUAUGCAGACAAUUGUCAGUUUUCUUGCAGGCAGUGACGUCAUCACCUAUUGUACACAAUAGUCGUUCAAAAAGUCAAUGGCAUAUCUGUCUUAAGCUAUACUGUUGUAUCUCUUCUCGUGUGUGCAAAACCUGUAAAUGUAACAUGAGCUUCUAUUUUAACAGUUUCUCUGCCAACUGCUUUAGUCGAGCGGAGACUUUUAUGCGUUACUUUGCGCUUACUUCCGCGUGUGAUGUUUAUCUUUCAUACGCGAAGACAUGCGCACAUGGACAAAACCGUGAGAAAGCCGGUUAAGGUGUUUACAUGCCGCGCGAAAUCGGCGUAAUGAGCAAAAAACUACCUGUGCCAAUCAGUUUUUGCUUACGCCGUUUAUGGGCUUUCCCCGAUAAAGGAAAACCUUUUUACGCGUUUACAUGACCCCACACGUUAUCAGUUUAUUAAGCAUAAUCGGCGCAAGACUGUGCAUGUAAACACACUCAUUGUGUGUUUGAUGAAAGAAGUUUCUCAUUAUUAAAAUGAUCUCAGUUGAGUGUUCGUCCUGUAUGUUUCUUUUAAUCUGAUGUGUAGUUUGUGUUUGUUGUGUGUUCAGAUAGU